AUGCAGAGAAACGAGUUUGACAUUGUUGAAAUUUCCAAGGAUAUAUUUGCUGAAAUAUUUCCGGGCGUGACAGAAGAAGACAUUGAAUACCCUAUACAUGUACCUGAGAAUAACUUCAUAUUAGUCAGGUUAUUAGGAGCUCCGGACUAUUUUGACAAGUUCCAAAUACUCAAAGUUGGCAGAGUUCUGUUUAAACUCACCAAAUCGAUUGUGUUCAUCAAUAGCUCCAAUAUGGCAAAAUUCAAUAGUGAUGAGUUAACAUUCAAUUUGGCUGCAGUCAAAUCUAUUGAUGUGGCUUCCAUUCCCAAAUUGUCACAAGUUUUUGUCUCUGUACCCAACGACAUCUAUCAUUUAUUGAAGGAUAAAACCCAACAAGCUAUAAAGCAAUUGUUUGUGUUUCAAUUUCUUGCGGGGAAUGGUAAUGUGGUGAAUGAAGGUGACGCGAUUCGUUUGAUUAAUGGGAGAGCCAAUCUAUGCGAGCCUGUAGCUCAGGGAAAGGUUGAUCUUGAUACAAACUUUGUUUUGAUUAACCAAAGUGAUGCUAGUAAGUCACUUGCUGAAAAUGGGUCUGAUGUUGCUAACGAAGUGGAUUCUGAAUUAGACUUGUCUAGUUACUUAUCAUCGGGUUUACAAUUCGACACCCAUACAAAACCAAGCAAGUCUACUAAGUUUUAUGUUCAGCCUUUAUUUGAGAAAAUGAACUUUGAACAUCCCCCGGAAGCUUGGCGUAAAGAAGAUAAAGAGCUCUUUGUAUUUAUCAACAACUCAGAUUUCACCAAGUUGGGAUUUCCUGUCUUCAAUGGCGACUUAGUCAAAAUCAACACAGAGAAGGAGUCUGUCAUUGUGAGGAUAUUUGGCUUCACUGAACCUCAAUUAUCGUUUGAAAUGGGAUACAUUUAUUUGUCGCCAAUACUAUUGAUCAAUUUACAGCUUGACGAAAACUCAGAAGUCACAGUUGAACUGGUGCAAGGUGAUUCGUUAAUUACACUUAUUCCUGUUGCAGAGUCAGCAACAAUUUCAAGGGUUAGCUCUCAAAUAACUAUGGAUAAGACCUACCAGCAAAGCUUCUUCUCCAGUUUAAAAACGAUUCUCAGUGAUCAGUUGAAAUGUGUCAAGGAAGGUGAUUACUUUCCAGUGGUUAUUGAUACUGUUUUGGCAAAAGUCAUGUUUGAUAAUGCAAACGACGAAAAUAACGAAGAAAACGGAGAACAAAAUUUGGAGGUGAUUCCAGUGGGGAAUCCAGAUGCAGUAGCAUGGUUUAAGGUCACUGACAUCAAAGGUACAAAUGAAGUGGGGACCAACCAAUUUCUCAUCAAUCCGACAAAGACUUUGCUUGUAUCUUCUGGGGUUGAGAGCUCGAGAUUGCCAGCAAACGAACAUGCCAAUUGGCAUCAGUAUCUCAACUUGCCACCAAUAUUCAAUUAUAGUAUAUCUAAUGAUUUCAAAUAUGCACAAGAAUUCAGAAAGAUUUUGAAAACAUGCUUAUCUUCUAAAAUUAACUUAAGGACAUCAAUACUUUUGACCUCAAUGAGUAGAGGAAUUGGGAAGACUACGUUGGUUCGUAGCACAUGUAUCGAUAUGGGGUUAAAUUUGAUUGAACUUGAUUGCUUUGACUUUAUCAAUCCUGGUCAGGAACUAAAAACAAUCGGAUUGCUCAAUGGUAAGAUUGAUAAGUUGAUAGCCAAUGUACCAAACCAAUCAGCUUUUCACGUCAUUUAUUUGAAGCACAUUGAAAACUUGGUGCCCAAAACAGAUGAAAACGAUCAAAAUUCUAGCAUUUUUGCAUCACUUGCAUUAAAGGUUAUUGAAGCUUUGACCGAAUAUCUGGAAAAAUACUCCAAUCUCGUUGUUGUUAUGAGUUGCAAUGAUUAUGACAAAUUAAAUGAUAAUUUAAAAUCAAUUUUGAAAUUCACUAUAGAAUUUACCGUGCCUACUGAAAAUGAACGUUUGGAGAUCUUCAAGUAUUUGAUUGCAAACGAAAAGUGUAAAACACCAUUGACUGAUCUCACAUCCUAUCCAUUUGAACCAAGAAAAGACAUUAAUUCGAAGACACUUGCAUUGCAAUCUGCUGGAUUAACACCACGAGAUUUAAUAUCAAUUAUCAAAAAAUCUAAAAAAUUGGCUAUAAAACGAUUGACAAAAUUAUCCAAGGAGCUUUGCAUUUCAGUUGAGAGCUUGAUCAAUAUAGGAAAUGGUGGGGUUAUAACCUGGAUACCCGAAGAUUUUGAGGCUGCCAUCAACGAAGCUCGAAACCAGUUUAGUGAUUCCAUUGGGGCUCCUCGUAUUCCAAAUGUCAAAUGGGAAGACAUUGGAGGAUUAGACUUGGUCAAGGAUGAGAUUUUGGAUACCAUUGAUAUGCCUUUGAAACACCCUGAAUUGUUUAACAAUGGACUUAAAAAAAGAAGUGGAAUAUUAUUUUACGGUCCACCUGGAACUGGUAAGACUUUGUUAGCAAAGGCUAUAGCUACGAACUUUUCUUUGAAUUUCUUUUCCGUCAAAGGUCCUGAAUUGUUAAAUAUGUACAUUGGUGAGUCUGAAGCUAAUGUACGUCGUGUUUUCCAAAGAGCAAGAGAUGCCAAACCAUGUGUUAUCUUCUUCGAUGAGUUGGAUUCAGUGGCGCCAAAAAGGGGUAACCAAGGUGACUCAGGGGGUGUUAUGGAUAGAAUUGUUUCUCAGUUGCUUGCAGAGUUGGAUGGUAUGAGUAGUGAAGGUGGUGAUGGAGUAUUUGUCGUCGGUGCUACAAAUAGACCUGACUUGCUAGAUGAAGCAUUGUUGAGACCUGGUAGAUUUGACAAGAUGUUGUAUCUUGGAAUAUCAGACACUGACGACAAACAAACCAAGAUUUUGGAAGCAUUAACAAGAAAAUUUCAAUUGGACGAUGUAGUCGACUUGAAAAAGAUCGCCGAGAAAUGUUCUUUCACAUAUACUGGUGCUGAUUUCUAUGCAUUGUGUUCUGACUCGAUGUUGAAUGCCAUGACAAGAGUUGCAGGUGAAGUUGAUGAGAAAAUCAAGGCAUACAACGCUGACAUGGUUGCCCAAAAUAAAAAUGAGGUCAACUCUAGAUGGUGGUUUGAUAAUGUUGCUACGAAAGAGGACACCACUGUAUUGGUGAAAAUGGAGGACUUUAUCAAAGCACAAAAUGAAUUGAAUCCAUCAGUUUCUGCUGAAGAGUUGCAGCAUUAUCUCAGAGUGAGAGAAAAUUUCGAAGGUGGCAAGGAAAAAGCUCAAGCAAAGCUUACAAAUGGUGAUGAAUUAACAAAUGGAUCAAUAAAGAUUGAGUAG
Molecule: messenger RNA, 3282 nt
Organism: Lodderomyces orthopsilosis Co 90-125
Lineage: Eukaryota; Fungi; Ascomycota; Pichiomycetes; Serinales; Debaryomycetaceae
Gene: PEX6
Product: AAA family ATPase peroxin 6
Exons: 1
Coding region: 1-3282 (1093 amino acids)
Biological process (GO): protein import into peroxisome matrix
Cellular component (GO): cytosol; peroxisomal membrane
Molecular function (GO): ATP hydrolysis activity; ATP binding
Source: RefSeq, a predicted model, not a curated record